UUUUGUGCAUACCCGCUUCUGAGUUGAUACACAAAUCGCUGCCGCAUACCAUCUUGGGUAUAUGGACUCUGGAUUCUGAAAGCCACAUCACAGCCACUGCAGCACCUGCCUGCUCCAUCAUUGAUAGCUGCAUACACCACCCACCAGCGCCAUGUCGGGGGAGGCGGCCGUCGAGGACGAGGGCACCGUCCAGCUGACGGUUAAGUGGAGUGGCCAGGAGCUGGACGUGCGCCUGCUGGCCACCGACACCGUGGCCGACCUGCGCGACGCACUCUGUCUGCGCACGCGUGUGCUGCCGGCGCGCCAGAAGCUGCUGAACCUGAAGCUGGGCGGGCGGCCGGCGCCCGACUCGGCCGAGCUGGGCGCGCUGGGGCUGCGGCCGGGCGCGCGCAUCAUGAUGAUGGGUAGCCCGGAGGAGGCCAUCGCCGCCGCCAACGAGGUGCCCGAGGAGGCGGCCGGCGUGCUGGACGACUUCUUCGAGGAGGAGGGCGGCGAGGUGCCCAUCCACCUGCGGCCCGAGUACGUGGCCAAGGUGGAGAGGCGCGUGCGCGACUACAAAGUGGAGGUGAAGAACCCGCUGCGGGAGGGCAAGCGGCUGCUGGUCCUGGACAUUGACUACACGCUGUUCGAUCACCGCAGCGUGGCGGACAGCGGCAGCCAGCUGAUGCGACCGUACCUGCACGAGUUCCUGACGUCGGCCUACCGCGACUACGACAUUGUCAUCUGGUCGGCCACCUCCAUGCGGUGGAUUGAUGAGAAGAUGCGGCUGCUGGGCGUCAGCGCGCACCCCGACUACAAGAUCGCCUUCCACCUGGACAACUUGGCCAUGAUCACGGUGCAUUCGGAGCACUACGGGGUGACCGAGUGCAAGCCGCUGGCUGUGAUCUGGGGUAAGUUUCCGGACACGUCGGCGGCCAACACCAUCAUGUUCGACGACGUGCGUCACAACUUCCUGAUGAACCGGCAGAGCGGGCUGCGCAUCCGGCCGUUCCGGCAGGCGCACCAGAACCGCGACAAGGACGUGGAGCUGCUGCUGCUGGCGCGCUACCUGCGCUCGAUCGCGCGGCUCGAGGACUUCGGCGCGCUCCGGCACCGCGACUGGGAGCGCUACCUCGAGAGGCACCCGCCACCCGAGGACUGACGAGCGCGCGCCUAGAGGCGAGGCGGCUUGCGCUGGCGCAAGGCGCGCGGCCUCCGCACCGCUGGGCGGGCGUACUGGGUUGAG
This is a messenger RNA of Pollicipes pollicipes, 1225 nucleotides long. RefSeq names its product ubiquitin-like domain-containing CTD phosphatase 1. The transcript has 2 exons. Gene Ontology annotation, molecular function: protein binding; protein serine/threonine phosphatase activity. Gene Ontology annotation, biological process: protein dephosphorylation; regulation of proteasome assembly. NCBI's taxonomy places the organism in Eukaryota, Metazoa, Arthropoda, Thecostraca, Pollicipedomorpha, Pollicipedidae. The coding region runs from base 152 to 1141 and encodes 329 amino acids. The record is from RefSeq and is a predicted model, not a curated record. Gene Ontology annotation, cellular component: nucleus.